Messenger RNA from Penicillium taxi, 936 nucleotides. Its product is annotated as mitochondrial 37S ribosomal protein uS9m. Gene Ontology annotation, cellular component: ribosome; mitochondrial small ribosomal subunit. The record is from RefSeq and is a predicted model, not a curated record. NCBI's taxonomy places the organism in Eukaryota, Fungi, Ascomycota, Eurotiomycetes, Eurotiales, Aspergillaceae. Gene Ontology annotation, biological process: translation. The coding region runs from base 1 to 936 and encodes 311 amino acids. Gene Ontology annotation, molecular function: structural constituent of ribosome; RNA binding. The transcript is spliced from 2 exons.
AUGGCCCGACACACCCCCAAUGGCAUCGUACAAGCGAUGAAGGCAUUGAGACUACAGCCCUCGACGUCAACCCGCACAGCAAUCCUCCAAAAAACCCGCUCCUACGCAACCGAGGUGGAGGUUCAACCGAAGGUGUCACCAGAGCCAAACCAACCGACAGAAGCCAAGGCCGCGCCCGAAAUUAAUUUCUCCAAGUUCAACAGCAGCCCAGCGCGAAUUGUGCCCGCUUCUCCAUCCUACUUCUCCGGAAACCCGCGAUUCAUCGACCACGUACUCAAGCUGGAAACGCUGCAACGCCAAUAUGUCUCGCUCCCGAAAGUACCGGCCGGUGAAGCUCCUCGCAUGGCAUGGAUGAAGCUAGCGCAGUUCCGAGACUUCUUAGGCGAGCAAGUUCCCACGAAGAAAUACAAGAGUCUUGUCAAGAUCCUGCAGCAGUUAAACCGUAUCUCACCGGAUAUGUUGCCCAGCCAGGUGCGAAGUGCCCUGGCAACUUUCCUGCGUCCUGGUAACCCCUACGCUGUGCAGCAUGUGCCGCGUGCUGUGGAUGAUAUGGGUCGUGCGCGCGCUAAAGGCAAGCGUAAGGAGUCGACGGCCGUGGUGCAGCUGGUCGAGGGCGAGGGCGAGGUUCUGGUCAAUGGUAAAUCGUUGGUUGAGGUGUUCCAGCGAGUGCAUGACCGUGAAAGCGCACUCUGGGCACUGCGGUGCACCGAUCGUAUGGAUAAGUAUAAUGUGUGGGUGACUGUUCGGGGCGGUGGUGUGACCGGCCAAGCCGAGGCUAUCACUUUGGCGAUUGCGCGGGCAUUGCUUCUACAUGAACCUGGCUUGAAGCCUGUUCUGCGAAAGGCUGGUGCUAUUACUGUCGAUGCUCGUCGUGUGGAGAGGAAGAAGCCAGGUCACGUCAAGGCCCGCAAGAUGCCUACCUGGGUCAAGCGUUAA